AUGACCGAUUACACCGCGUUCGCGAGUCCUGAUUUCGAUCCGAACGAAUAUGCCAAUGCCAUCCUCGCGACUGAUCCCUAUGCUGUGGACACCAAGCUUGGAAACAAGAGCUCGGCACAUAAAGCGACUCAGGAUUCCAUAGCAAAGGAAGACAUAUCAGUUGCCAUUUCGAAACUUACGUUCGGGAUAGAUGACGUAUCGAAGCAGAUUCGGAACCUAGUCACAGCUCAUCAUGAAGACCUUUUGACUCAGGCCUCAAAUGCAAAUGCAUUGUCUGGUACUCUGGUAUCGGUGCGUGCUGGUCUAAGCGACCUGGAUAACUCUGUUGAAAAACUCCGCGUCAAAGUUCAUGUUCCAUAUGACACUCUUCAAACACUAGUCACCCGUUUGCAACGAUUUUAUCAAGCAUCAGAUCUGUUGAGAAGGACCUCACGUUUUGUAAUUCUUGCUCGAAGACUACAGGUUCAAAUGAACGAGGUUCGCGGCGUGAAGAAUUCGUUAGAGAAAGGCACCAUCGACGAAUUAGCCUCAGCGACGGUCGCGCAUGCAAAGGAUAUAGAGGACGAGAAGGAAAGGGCCAUUGCAAAGGCUGCCCUUAGCAUCGCCGAAUUAGGAAGUCUUCUAUCUGGGCCGGAUCCCAGCGAUGAAAAGGAUGAUAAAACGGCAGAAGAGAAACUGUAUAUAGCACUCAGCUCGAUUAAGGUGGUGGCAGCUCACGAAGCUUUCAUCGACGAAGCAAGGGCCAUCAUCACCACUGAAAUGGAAAACAUGGUUUUGCGCGGCUUGUCAACCCUUAACCAACCGUUACUGGCUUCGUCACUUCAAACGGCGUAUAACCUGAGAAUCCUCCCAACACUGGUACAAAGCCUUUUGUUUGAUCUGUCCCAAGCGGUGGAGGACCGCAUACGGAGUGCUUUUGAUUUGAACAAGAUCUCAAAGGAUGCCUCUGCGAAAGGCUGCAACGGGCUCCCAGACACCGCAAAUGUACAGGUCCCGUGUCCGAACAGAACCCACAAACGUGACCGCGCCGCAAUGGUGUAUGCGUUGGAAAAAGUCCUUAAGAUCAAACGAGAUGCUACAUCACAAGUCAUCUUUCUGGAUGAAGCAAUGAAGGUGUUGGAAAAUAGGCCCAGUGCAACGUUCUGGAUGUCGCUUAGCCGCUCUCUUCAGAAGCAUUUCCAGGAUUCUUCUAAAGGAUCAAUAUUUCUUCAGCAAACAUUGUCGUCGGGCUACCCUCGCCUGUUACGAUUAUUCCAUGACUUCUUCGGCAAGAUUGCUGUCCAUACGGAUACAGUUUACAGCAGCACGUUCCAAAGUCCAGAAACCAUUCUUUUACUCCGUUCAGUGUCAAGUGUUGAGACCCUCUACUUGUCCAAAUCUUCUAACAAGAUCAACGAUGCCGUUGGUCAAGCAUUUUCAGGGGGUGCACGCAUUCCUCCAGGAGGCAAUGAAGGAAUCAACGUUGCUCGCAUUGUGAUUAACGAACUCGACGCGGCACGGUUUGAUCCUUUGCUCGUGAAAGCUGUUUCAAAAAACGCUGCUUCAUGUCUGGGAAAUAUACUCACGAGACUGGAAGGCAUAAUCAUGAAAGACAGGUCCGCGACAACCUUGAUCGGACCCUCGGCUACGCAGCAGCAAAUCUCGAAUGCCAGUCUGGCGAACUUCCUUUACCAGACAUGGGGACGAUUGAGCAAGUUGAACGAAGAGCACGAUGCUGCUGUGUUCAUCAUCCUGGAACCAAGUCUAAAGAAUAUGUACCAAAUGUUUGAAAGCAUCCUUGAUCCACUCACGACUGCCAUACGACGAGAGCUUAGUGCCCUUAUCGCAAAACUCCACAGGGUUGAUUUCUCCAAGGCUGUUGAUCCCAACGCUGGAAUGGGUGGAUCAAGCCUGUACAUGAAAGAGCUGACCGAGAAAUUAUCGUUCAUCAAGUCGGAAAUCAUUACCAGAUACAAUCUCGGCGAGUAUGGGCGGAAAUGGUCAGCAUACGGUCCAUCAAAGGUCAUCCGUCUUGUUGACUUCGUGUAG
Molecule: messenger RNA, 2028 nt
Organism: Cyclocybe aegerita
Lineage: Eukaryota; Fungi; Basidiomycota; Agaricomycetes; Agaricales; Hemipholiotaceae
Source: the annotation of a GenBank genome assembly